Messenger RNA from Vigna umbellata (rice bean), 661 nucleotides. RefSeq lists its product as uncharacterized. The record is from RefSeq and is a predicted model, not a curated record. NCBI's taxonomy places the organism in Eukaryota, Viridiplantae, Streptophyta, Magnoliopsida, Fabales, Fabaceae.
UCAGCCCACUGUUUCUGCUAUGUUAAUAAGGGGGAAAACAUGGGAAGCUGAUUUAGCAUCAGUAUCCGCAAGAAAACAACCUUAGCCGUUUGUCUAUAAAUACGACCGACCGAGCCAGCUGCGUUAUACUACUUCGCCCUUAACUUUUACAAAUUCUAGAUUUGGACGUUCCCUUGUUUCCGCUGUCCCACAAGGAAACUCUGUUAAGGUCCAAGUUGCCCAAGGGAACUGGUGGUAGUAAUUGUUGCUGUUGCAGGAGAAAAAUGUGGUUCGUGUACGUUUGCGAAGAGGAAGAGAAGGAACUCGGAAGACAACAAGCCCCCGGUUCCUGUCCCUACUGUGGAGCCAAAGUUCAAGCCAUGGAUGUUGAGAUCCAGUCCAAGCUCUGCUUCUUGCCCCUCUGCUUCAAGAUCAAGAGAAAGUACUUCUGUACCCACUGCGCCAGGCGUUUAGAGCUCUAUUACUGAACCCAAACCAAAUCCUCAAUCCUCAACACUCCCUUGAACAACAACUUCUUGUAAAUAUACAUAUAUAAGUCUAGAUUAGGUGCUACUAAUCUUAGUUUUCUUUCCUUUUUUUAAUAUGUUUGCUGAGGAUUUUUGGGUGAGAGAUGCUAUGUCAUAUUUAGUCAUUGAAUCGGUUCAAGAUUAAAUCUUUUUUC